GCUCAGAGAGUAAGAGAGGCGGCGCACUGGCACUGCCAGAGAGGAGCUGCUGCAGGACCCACUCCUAUUACUAUAUACAGAGAUCGGGCAGGGGGCCAGUGACACUCCCCUCCACACAGGACUAUUACAAGCAAGUGGGAUAUUGGGAGAAGAAGAAGAGCUGCAACUUCUACUCCACCAAAACCCACGAAGGGGGAGUGGAAAGGAAGAACUACCAUACUUUUUUUUUAUAAGCACUGAUUUUAUAUUUUUAUUAUUGACACUUGUUUUUUGUUUUGCGUUGUUUUGUGGUCACCGGAGCUGUCAUGGGGAAAGUAUUUGCAAGUUGCCUGCUGACUUUGGCUGGACUUUUACCUGCUGUAGCGUUUCAAACGUACUCAGGUAGCUGUUCCUUUGAUGAUCCCUACCAGUCAUGUGGUUAUAGUCAGUCUGAACACAACGAUUUUAACUGGGAGCAAGUGAACACUCUAGUGAAGCCGCCAUCUGAUCAAUGGAUGCCAUCAGGGUCAUUCAUGAUGGUGAAUACUUCUGGGAGGUUUGCUGGACAAAGAGCAACCCUAUUGUUACCUCAGCUCAAGGAAAAUGACACUCACUGUAUUGACUUUCACUACUUUGUAUCAAGUAAAAGCGGAUCACUCCCUGGAUUUAUGAAUAUUUAUGUCACCGUAAACAACGGGGCUCUGGGCAGCCCGAUCUGGAAUAUAUCAGGGACAGCAACUGGUACUUGGAAUCGAGCAGAACUGGCAAUAAGUACCUUCUGGCCAAAUUUUUACCAGGUUUAUUUUGAAGUUAUCACUUCUGAACAACAUGGAUACCUGGCUAUUGAUGAAGUGAGGGUUCUAGGACACCCAUGCUCUAAAACACCUCAUUUUAUACACAUUAAGAAUGUUGAUGUCAACGCUGGACAGUAUGCCACAUUUACAUGCAUGGCAAACGGGAAAGCAACAGCAAGCGACAGGCUCUGGUUACAGGGCGCUAACGGAAGGGAUGCUUCUUUGAAGGAAAUAAAAGUACAUAAUGCUCGGCGUUUUGCGGCCAUGUUUAAUGUAGUGAAUGCGACAAAAAGAGAUGCUGGCAAUUAUCGUUGCAUGAUUCGAACUGAAGGAGGAGUUGGAGUAUCAAACUAUGCAGAACUGGUUGUCAAAGAACCUCCUGUUCCCAUUGCACCACCUCAACUCUCAUCUGUAGGAGCAACAUAUUUGUGGAUACAGCUCAACGCAAAUUCAAUCAAUGGUGAUGGGCCCAUCAUUCAAAGAGAGGUAGAAUAUCGUACCACAAGUGGAAGCUGGUUUGACAUUCAGCUAGUGGACUCUUCUAGCUACAAGAUAGGACAUUUGGAUCCUGAUACAGAAUAUGAAAUAAGUGUCCUCUUAUCAAGGCCAGGAGAAGGAGGAACCGGAUCUCCAGGUCCAGCAUUGAGGACUAGAACUAAAUGUGCUGAUCCUAUGCAUGGCCCACGGAAAUUGCAAGUGGUGGACAUCAAGUCACGGCAGAUCACUAUUCGUUGGGAGCCUUUUGGAUACAAUGUUACUCGAUGUCAUCACUACAACCUCACUAUUCUUUACAAAUACCAGGUUGGAGGCCUGGAGCAAGUAAGAGAAGAAGUGAGCUGGGAUACUGAAAACUCUCACCCCCAGCAUACCAUCACGAACCUGUCACCCUUCACCAACAUCAGUGUGAAACUAGUGCUCAUGAAUCCCGAGGGCAGGAAAGAGAGCCAGGAACUCAUUGUCCAGACCGAUGAAGAUGUUCCAAGUGCUGUGCCUCUUGAAUCAAUACAAAGCAGUACAUUUGAAGAAAAGAUCUUUCUCCAAUGGCGGGAGCCGGCUCAAACAUAUGGAAUCAUUACAUUAUAUGAGAUCUCCUACAAGGCAGUCAGCUCUUUUGACCCCGAGAUAGAUUUAUCUAAUCAAAGUGGAAGGGUUUUAAAGUCAGGAAAUGAGACUCACUACCUGUUCUUUGGAUUGUAUCCCGGGACAACGUACUCUUUCACGAUCAGAGCCAGCACAGCCAAAGGAUUUGGACCUCCUAUUACAAGUCAAUUUACAACUAAAAUCUCAGCACCAUCUAUGCCGUCUUAUGAACUUGAAACGCCUUUGAAUCAGACUGACAGCACAGUGACGGUUAUGCUGAAGCCAGCUCAAAGCAGAGGUGCUCCUGUCAGUGUUUACCAAAUUAUCGUUGAAGAACGUCCUCGGAGGACAAAAAAAACAACAGAGGUUUUGAAGUGUUACCCAGUUCCCAUCCAUUUUCUGAACUCCACGUUACUGAACUCUCAGUACUAUUUUGCUGCAGAAUUCCCACCAAGUGUUCUAUCAACAGCCCUGCUGUUUACCAUCGGUGAUAAUAAAACAUACAGUGGUUACUGGAACGCUCCACUGCUCCCACACAAAAGCUACAGUAUCUACUAUCAAGCAGCCAGCAGGGCCAAUGGGGAAACCAAAAUUGACUGCGUCAGGAUAGCCACAAAAGCUGCGAUAAUCGUGACUCAGCUUACAACUCCAUACAUUCGCAUCGCCCCUGCUGCAGGCGACGACCAGCUAACAGGAGCAGCGACUCACAAGCCAGAUCCAGAACCUGAAGAGCAGUCUGACCACACAGUAAAAAUUGCCGGAGUCAUUGCAGGAAUCCUUCUGUUUGUCAUCAUAUUCCUGGGAGUUGUUUUAGUGAUGAAAAAAAGAAGAAGCUAUAACUCCUACACAUAUUACCUGAAACUGGCCAAGAAGCGUAAAGAGACUCUGAGCAACACGCGUCAGGAAAUGACAGUGAUGGUGAAUUCGAUGGAUAGAAGUUACACAGAGCAAGGCACCAACUGUGAUGAGGGUUUCUCUUUCAUGGACACGCACAAUUUAAAUGGCAGAUCUGUGUCGUCACCUUCAUCCUUCACAAUGAAAACAAAUACCCUAAGUACAACCGUACCUAACGCCUACUACCCAGAUCCGUUUGUGCCCACCGCAAUCUUAGAAAAUCUGGAAUACCAGGACCAGAAUGGGAGUUUGAAAACCAGGACUGGACCAGAAUCUCAUGAGGAUAUGGAGUUAGGUUGGAUAUGUUAUGAAAACCAUACGAACAGCGAAACCAGCAGCUUAGCUCAGCCUCACACUUACAAGAAACGAGAACCAGCUGAUGUUCCAUACCAGACAGGCCAACUUCACCCAGCAAUCCGUGUAGCUGACUUACUGCAGCACAUCACACAGAUGAAGUGUGCUGAAGGCUACGGAUUCAAAGAAGAAUAUGAAAGUUUCUUUGAAGGACAAGCAGCUCCGUGGGAGUCAGCUAAGAAAGAUGAGAACAGAAUGAAGAACCGAUAUGGGAAUAUCAUAGCCUAUGACCAUUCCCGAGUGAGACUCCAAAGCAUUGAAGACGAAGCCUGCUCAGAUUAUAUCAACGGAAAUUAUAUUGACGGCUAUCAUAGACCCAAUCACUAUAUUGCCACACAAGGGCCAAUGCAAGAAACAGUAUAUGACUUCUGGAGGAUGGUGUGGCAUGAAAAUACAGCCAGUAUAGUCAUGGUGACCAAUCUAGUGGAAGUAGGCAGGGUUAAGUGCUGCAAAUACUGGCCAGAUGAUACAGAGAUUUAUAAGGAUAUCAAAGUGACACUUAUUGAAACCGAGCUAUUAGCAGAAUACGUCAUUAGAACGUUUGCAGUGGAAAAGAGAGGUGUACAUGAGAUCCGUGAAAUUCGCCAGUUCCACUUUACAGGAUGGCCAGACCACGGGGUGCCAUAUCAUGCCACAGGACUUUUGGGAUUUGUACGGCAAGUUAAAUCCAAGAAUCCAUCCAAUGCUGGCCCAUUGGUUGUGCACUGCAGUGCUGGUGCUGGCAGAACGGGCUGUUUUAUUGUCAUUGACAUCAUGCUCGACAUGGCAGAAAGGGAAGGUGUCGUAGAUAUCUACAACUGUGUCAGAGAACUUCGGUCCCGCCGGGUUAAUAUGGUACAGACAGAGGAGCAAUACGUGUUCAUCCAUGAUGCCAUAUUGGAGGCCUGUCUUUGUGGAGAUACAUCAAUUCUGGCCUCUCAGGUCAGAUCUGUGUAUUAUGAAAUGAACAAGGUUGACCCUCAAACAAACUCCAGCCAAAUUAAAGAAGAAUUCAGGACAUUGAACAUGGUAACACCAACACUACGAGUAGAAGACUGCAGUAUCGCACUUUUGCCCAGAAAUCACGAGAAGAACCGCUGUAUGGAUGUCCUACCUCCCGACAGAUGCCUUCCAUUCCUUAUAACCAUAGAUGGCGAGAGCAGUAACUAUAUCAAUGCAGCACUGAUGGAUAGCUAUGUUCAACCAUCAGCUUUCAUUGUCACCCAACAUCCCUUACCAAACACAGUGAAAGACUUCUGGAGACUAGUCCUUGACUAUCACUGCACAUCGAUAGUGAUGUUAAAUGAUGUGGAUCCUGCACAGCUGUGUCCGCAGUACUGGCCUGAAAAUGGAGUACACAGGCACGGCCCUAUUCAAGUGGAAUUUGUAUCUGCUGAUUUAGAAGAGGACAUAAUAAGCCGAAUAUUUCGGAUUUACAAUGCUUCAAGGCCUCAGGACGGGUACCGAAUGGUACAGCAGUUCCAGUUCCUUGGUUGGCCUAUGUACAGGGACACCCCAGUCUCUAAACGAUCUUUCCUAAAGCUCAUUCGCCAAGUGGACAAGUGGCAAGAAGAAUACAAUGGAGGAGAAGGCAGAACAGUUGUUCACUGCUUAAAUGGAGGUGGGCGCAGUGGUACAUUUUGUGCAAUUAGUAUUGUUUGUGAAAUGCUCCAGCACCAGAGGGCGGUUGAUGUAUUUCAUGCUGUGAAGACGCUGCGGAACAAUAAGCCUAACAUGGUGGACCUUUUGGAUCAAUACAAAUUCUGCUAUGAAGUGGCGUUGGAAUAUUUAAAUUCCGGAUGACUGCACUAAUGAUUUGAAUAAGCAAAGGAAAACAGACAAAAAAACAAA
Spea bombifrons (plains spadefoot toad) is the source of this 4931-nucleotide messenger RNA. It is a transcript of the gene PTPRM, whose product is annotated as protein tyrosine phosphatase receptor type M. The record is from RefSeq and is a predicted model, not a curated record. Gene Ontology annotation, cellular component: membrane. Bases 306 to 4883 code for a protein of 1525 amino acids. Gene Ontology annotation, biological process: protein dephosphorylation. NCBI's taxonomy places the organism in Eukaryota, Metazoa, Chordata, Amphibia, Anura, Pelobatidae. The transcript has 35 exons. Gene Ontology annotation, molecular function: protein binding; protein tyrosine phosphatase activity.